Molecule: messenger RNA, 1482 nt
Organism: Komagataella phaffii GS115
Lineage: Eukaryota; Fungi; Ascomycota; Pichiomycetes; Pichiales; Pichiaceae
Product: Serine/threonine protein phosphatase Z, isoform of Ppz2p
Exons: 1
Coding region: 1-1482 (493 amino acids)
Cellular component (GO): nucleus; cytoplasm
Molecular function (GO): protein serine/threonine phosphatase activity
Source: RefSeq, a predicted model, not a curated record
AUGGGAAACAGCCCGUCCAAAAAUGAACUUAAUGCAGCAAUAACAACUAACUCCCACGCCAACAGCAACAGCUCCAAUGGUGUCGCAGGAGACGAACUAAACGGGGAACUAGACGAGAAGUCUGCGGCGGCGGCGACGUCGCUGUCUACUAAUCUUAAUCAUAAACACAAACAGAGGUCGCACAAUAUCAACGUCAACGCCCUCCCCCAGCCUACCAAGACUUCACGUUCUUCGCCGCUAACAGGAGUAUCCCCUUAUGACUUGGAGAUCUCCGCCCAGAUGGCAAGAUGUCUGUCUAAUUUUACCAACAACUCUGAUGACCUUCUUUUCUCUUCUUCUUUAGGAUCGGAGUGUUCGUUGUCUUCGUCCACUACACCUCCUACCUCCAACGCUACUGGCAAGGUUUCGCAAGAAAAUCAAAGUCGAAUGUCGCUGGACCCGAUAUUCGAAAUUUCACAAGAGUCUACACCAACACCCGCCACACCCACUUUACCCACUGCUUUCCCUUUGAAAGAGGAACAUCUUAUUUCCAAGAGAGGUCGUAAGGAGUCUACGCUGUCGUCGGGAUCUUCUCAAGGUGAUCCACUCGACGUAGACAUCGAUGAGGUAAUAAAUAACCUUAUUGAAGCCGGUCUUUCUCGGUCAUUCUCCAAGAAAAUAUGUGUUUCAAACCAUGAUAUGAAGAUUAUCUGUGCAAAGGCACGAGAGGUGUUCUUGAGCCAACCUACUCUCUUAGAGCUCGCCGCUCCUGUCAAGAUUGUAGGUGACAUUCAUGGUCAGUUCUACGAUCUGCUGAGAAUUUUCAAGUUAUGCGGUUCUCCUCCUUCGUCCAAUUUCCUUUUCUUGGGUGAUUACGUCGAUAGAGGAAAGCAAUCCCUGGAAACCAUGAUACUUCUACUAUGCUUCAAAAUCAAGUACCCUGAAAACUUUUUCCUACUACGUGGGAACCAUGAGUGUGCUAACAUCACCAAGCAAUAUGGAUUUUAUGAUGAAUGCAAAAGACGGACUUCCUCCUCCAAAAUAUGGAAGGCUUUCGUUGAUGUGUUCAACACGCUUCCCAUUGCAGCAACUAUCGGAAACAAAAUAUUUUGUGUUCAUGGAGGACUUUCUCCUCAUUUGACCAAUUUAGCUCAAAUCAACUCUAUCCAGCGUCCCACAGACGUUCCAGAAUCUGGUAUACUUAGUGAUCUUUUAUGGUCCGACCCAGAUGCGGACAUUUUAGCCUGGAAAGAGAAUGACCGAGGAGUUUCCUAUUGUUUUGGAAAGAGAGUGAUCAACAAGUUCUGUAAGCAUUUUCAAUUCGAUCUCAUCGUUAGAGCACACAUGGUGGUGGAAGAUGGAUACGAGUUUUUUAAUAACAGAAAGUUGGUGACAGUUUUCAGUGCACCUAACUAUUGUGGCGAAUUUGAUAACUACGGUGCCGUAAUGAGUGUGGACAAAGGACUCAUGUGCUCCUUUGAUCUUCUAAAACCGGACAAAUAA